This is a messenger RNA of Chrysochloris asiatica (Cape golden mole), 2568 nucleotides long. It is a transcript of the gene DDR2, whose product is annotated as discoidin domain receptor tyrosine kinase 2. The coding region runs from base 1 to 2568 and encodes 855 amino acids. Gene Ontology annotation, cellular component: membrane; signaling receptor complex. The transcript is spliced from 16 exons. NCBI's taxonomy places the organism in Eukaryota, Metazoa, Chordata, Mammalia, Afrosoricida, Chrysochloridae. The record is from RefSeq and is a predicted model, not a curated record. Gene Ontology annotation, molecular function: protein tyrosine kinase collagen receptor activity; collagen binding; ATP binding. Gene Ontology annotation, biological process: positive regulation of kinase activity; protein phosphorylation; cell surface receptor protein tyrosine kinase signaling pathway.
AUGAUUCCGAUUACCAGAAUGCCCUUGGUGCUGCUCCUGCUGCUGGCCAUCUUGAGUUCGGCAAAAGCACAGGUUAAUCCAGCUGUAUGCCGCUAUCCUCUGGGCAUGUCAGGAGGCCACAUUCCAGAUGAGGACAUCACAGCUUCCAGUCAGUGGUCAGAUUCCACAGCUGCCAAAUAUGGAAGGCUGGACUCAGAAGAAGGGGAUGGAGCUUGGUGCCCUGAGAUUCCAGUGGAACCUGAUGACCUGAAGGAGUUUCUACAGAUUGAUUUGCACACUCUGCACUUUAUCACUCUGGUGGGGACCCAGGGACGUCAUGCAGGGGGCCAUGGCAUUGAGUUUGCCCCCAUGUACAAGAUUAAUUACAGUCGGGAUGGCACUCGCUGGAUCUCAUGGAGGAACCGGCAUGGCAAACAGGUGCUGGAUGGAAGUAGUAACCCCUAUGACAUUUUUCUAAAGGACUUGGAGCCACCCAUUGUGGCCAGAUUUGUCCGCUUCAUCCCAGUCACUGACCACUCCAUGAAUGUGUGCAUGAGGGUGGAGCUUUAUGGCUGUGUCUGGCUAGAUGGCUUGGUGUCUUACAAUGCUCCAGCUGGGCAGCAGUUUGUACUCCCUGGAGGCUCCAUCAUUUAUCUGAAUGAUUCUGUCUAUGAUGGAGCCGUUGGGUACAGCAUGACUGAAGGGCUAGGCCAGUUGACAGAUGGGGUAUCUGGCUUGGAUGACUUUACUCAGACCCAUGAAUACCAUGUGUGGCCUGGCUACGACUACGUGGGCUGGAGGAAUGAGAGUGCCACCAACGGCUACAUUGAGAUCAUGUUUGAAUUUGACCGCAUCAGGAAUUUCACUACCAUGAAGGUCCACUGCAACAAUAUGUUUGCUAAAGGUGUGAAGAUCUUUAAGGAGGUACAGUGCUACUUUCGCUCUGAAGCCAAUGAGUGGGAACCUAAUGCUGUCUCCUUCCCCCUUGUCUUGGAUGACGUCAACCCCAGUGCUCGAUUCGUCACAGUGCCCCUCCACCACCGCAUGGCCAGUGCUAUCAAAUGCCAAUAUCAUUUUGCUGACACCUGGAUGAUGUUCAGUGAGAUCACCUUCCAAUCAGAUGCUGCAAUGUACAACAACUCUGGAGCCCUGCCCACCUCUCCUGUGGCACCCACAACCUAUGAUCCAAUGCUUAAAGUUGAUGACAGCAAUACACGGAUCCUGAUUGGCUGCUUGGUAGCUAUCAUCUUCAUCCUCCUAGCUAUCAUUAUCAUCAUCCUUUGGAGGCAGUUCUGGCAGAAAAUGCUGGAGAAGGCUUCCCGGAGGAUGCUGGAUGACGAAAUGACAGUGAGCCUUUCCCUUCCAAGUGAGUCCAGUAUGUUCAACAAUAACCGUUCCUCAUCACCAAGUGAACAGGAGUCCAACUCGACUUAUGAUCGCAUCUUUCCCCUUCGGCCUGACUACCAGGAGCCAUCCAGGUUGAUACGGAAACUCCCAGAAUUUGCUCCAGGGGAGGAAGAGUCAGGCUGCAGUGGCAUUGUGAAGCCUGUUCAGACCAAUGGGCCUGAGGGUGUGCCUCACUAUGCAGAGGCCGACAUUGUGAACCUUCAGGGAGUGACUGGUGGCAACACCUACUCAGUGCCCGCCAUUACCAUGGACCUGCUGUCAGGAAAAGAUGUGGCUGUGGAGGAAUUCCCCAGGAAGCUCUUAACCUUCAAGGAGAAGCUGGGAGAAGGCCAGUUUGGGGAGGUUCAUCUCUGUGAAGUGGAGGGAAUGGAAACAUUUAAAGACAAAGAUUUUGCCUUAGAUGUCAGUGCCAACCAGCCCGUCCUGGUGGCUGUGAAAAUGCUUCGAGCAGAUGCCAACAAGAAUGCCAGGAAUGAUUUUCUUAAGGAGAUAAAGAUCAUGUCCCGGCUCAAGGACCCAAAUAUCAUCCGCCUCUUAGCUGUGUGUAUCACUGAUGACCCCCUCUGCAUGAUCACUGAGUACAUGGAGAAUGGAGACCUCAAUCAAUUUCUCUCCCGCCAUGAGCCCCCCAGUGCUUCCUCUGGCAAUGUACCCACUGUCAGUUAUACCAACCUGAAGUUUAUGGCUACACAGAUUGCUUCUGGAAUGAAAUACCUUUCCUCUCUUAAUUUUGUCCACCGGGAUCUGGCCACACGAAACUGCUUAGUGGGUAAAAACUAUACCAUCAAGAUAGCUGACUUUGGAAUGAGUAGAAACCUGUACAGUGGUGAUUACUACCGGAUCCAGGGCAGAGCAGUGCUCCCGAUCCGCUGGAUGUCUUGGGAGAGCAUCUUGCUGGGCAAAUUCACUACAGCAAGCGAUGUAUGGGCUUUUGGGGUGACACUGUGGGAGACUUUCACAUUUUGCCAGGAGCAGCCCUAUUCCCAGCUGUCAGAUGAACAGGUCAUCGAGAAUACUGGAGAGUUCUUCAGAGACCAAGGGAGGCAGACUUACCUUCCUCAGCCUCCCAUUUGCCCUGAUUCUGUGUAUAAGUUGAUGCUCAGCUGCUGGAGAAGAGACACCAAACAUCGCCCCUCUUUCCAGGAAAUCCACCUUCUGCUCCUUCAACAAGGGGACGAAUGA